GCCGUCCAAGAUGGCGGAUAGCUUGAAGCAAUGCUUGUGCUGUGUUUUGAGUUGCAGGAAAAUUAAAGCGGAAUAAUAAUUUGCGUUAGGUUCGUUGCAAAUGCUUUUAAACUAAUGCGUCCAUUUAAUUUUUCUGGAAUCGACCCAUUGGCGGAAAUUAUCAAAGCUUUGGAGAGGUGACAGUUAAUUGAAAACGUCGUAGUUUGGAGCCAUCGGAAGUUUGGUUGCAUUCUUGUACGUAGGGGAAUUUGCAUUAGACCAUUCCUGGACGGAAUGAAAGUUUAAAUGGUUGUUCAACAACUUUUGGACGAGGUAAGCAGUGAAUUUUAUUUAAAACCAUCCAGAAAAUUUAGUUGAUUGUCAAUGUAUUCGGCUGGUAGUUCAGUUUCCGAUCGAUCUGUGUAAUUUGAAAGGUAGGCAAGAGGAAAUAUGUUCACGACAGAAGCUUAUUUUUUGAUACUUUCGUUACAUGUACCAGCCUCCCCUUGUCCAAGCCUGCUUUCAUGGCGAUGCAGCGGAGCUGCGAACGUUAAUAAGCAGAAGGGAGGAUGUUAACCUUCAGGUAAAUAUAAAAACUUUUAAUCUCAAACUUUGUAAGCUUAUUUUUUCUACCUUAUUCUGUUUAAUUUUUGUUCGUGCUCCUGAAAUGAAUGUUUUCGUGUUAAAUCAAGCAAUCUCUGGGAAUAUCUUAUCAAAUAUUUACAAACCACAAGCAAGUUGCAAUUAAUGAAAUGUUGUUAUGUGCGCUUAAUUUGGACUUACAAGGGCAAAAAUUGUGGUUCAAAUAGCUGAAAUUUUGUCAGAGAGAGGUUGGAAUAGCAGAAAUAAAAUAACAAGUGGUACGACAUACUUUUGUGUAGUCUCAUUUUAUAACAUCAGGACAUUUUUUCAGCAGUGUUUAGAAGAUAGAGUGUGGUUCAUUUUCCUUAUUUUUGAAUUCUGAUUAUUAUUUAACUUGUCAGUUUUACCAUAUUUAUGGUAGAUAAUAAUAAUAAUAAUAAUAAAUUAUUACUGUAUCUGUUUGUAUACCUAUUAUCAAUAUAAUUGAUAAUAUUUAAAUUUGCAAGGCACCUAAACAAAAGAACCCUUUGUUUUGAGAGCCAAAAAGUCUAUGGCUGACUAAUUAACAUCAAUGGUUGAUUAUUUAAGUGUCUCACGGCAAAACAAAAAUGAGAGGAAAGAGAGAGAUUUUUUGCAGGCUUCUGCGUUUUCUAUCAUGCAUGAACUGGCGUUUCCCAAACAACAAGUAAAGUUUUAGUCAUGUGCAACACGACUUACAGAGCCUGUUUGCACGAUAACUGUGGGCACAGAAAUUCUCGGCGCACACUCUAAACAGGGCGUGCGCAUUCCACAUUAAACAAAACUGGUUUUGAAAACCAGUAAGUUUCGGUUACAAAUGUGGUCAGCAGUUAUACAAAACAAUGUCUCAGAGGACUGUGGAGGUCUCUCGUUUUCCUUUCGUUCUUGCCGUGAGUGACCUACGCUAGCAGGGAACUGUUGUUCAAAAGACUGUACUUCAUGUAGGUUUCAGUGCAGAUUGGUAGAAUUUUUAUUGCAAAGAUCCACAAAUUGAAAAGUAUCAGUAAAUGGUAGUUAAGCUUCACAAAGUGUGACAAUACACCACAUGUACAAUGUACAUUUAUCCAGUGUACCAGUUUUUUAAAAUCGAAGACUACGUACAAGCUCAAACAACCCAAUAAUGCAAACUAUUGAAAAAUGCCUUGUGGUGAUAGACAACAAAAAGCCACUUUAAGUUGCACACAUACAAAAUUUGUGUACUCCACUAUAUUCAUGUUUUGCAGGUAUUUUUUUGCGGGCAUUGUUUCUUUCCUGUGAUAAACCAGGGUCACAUUUUCAAAGCGAUUGGGUGAUAAACCAAUAUUCAAAAGUCACAGCAGUAUAAUCGUACUCCUACCAAAGGCGUGAUAAACAUGAAAAACCAGUGGUUUAUAUUUAAGACUGUAUACAUGUACAGCUAAGCCUUGUGCUCUGUGAUUGCAUAAACCACAACUGUAUGAAGAUAACAGUAGUUGUGGAAAAUGUUUUUUACUUUUACAUAAUUUAAGCAGACAUAUAAAAUAGCCAACAAAUUCAUCAGGAAUAUGCUCGAACUGAAUAGUCUUUCAUAUAAGGUGGUUAACUCACCCAUUUUCUUCCGCUAAAUAAUAAUAAUUAUAAACCGUACCAAUCCAUAGAUUGGCUGGUAUAUAAAAGCCAUGUCAAUGAGCAUUAUGAUGCCCCUCUUUGACAGUUUUACACUGUAAAAUCCCUGAAAGAGUUCUCCUUGUGCAUCAGACUGACCUUGUUGUAUAGCAAUAAGUAAAAUGUUUCUUUUUGCACUAUAUCAUCCAGCUGAAUUAAAAAUAAUUUUAUAAAAGCAACCUACAUGUAUACACUCAUGCUCAAGGCUGCAUUUCGCAGCAACAAAAGCGUAGAAACAUUUGUGAUGGGAACCUUACUUGACAGUUUAAUUGGUGGAGGGCAGAUCACUGUCAUCAAAGGCGUGUCUCCAGGCUCUGCCACCCAGCUCUUUCCCAGACUACCACUCCGAUCUUCUUUUUCACCUUUUUCCGCACUGCAGAGCCUGGUCUCAGGCUAACAUUUAUUAGAGAGAUUUAGAGUGUAGUUUACAGCAAGUGAUAAUGAUAACACAGUUAUACAUGUAGUAAUCAUUAAUUUGCUUCUAUAAUUUAGGAUGAGGAAAAGAGAACUGCUUUACAUGCAGCGGCACAUUGUGGGGAAAGUGAGUGUGUCAGCAUUCUUAUUACUCAUGGUAAGUGACAACAUCAUACAUUGUGACAUAUGGUAAAAAUAGGGCCAACCUGCACCUUUUCCAAAGAAGGUUUGUGAUUGGCUGGGAAAACAAUAGGGAUGGUAACAACAAUGCCCCUAUCCCUGAAAACAAUAGGUAGUGCAGGUGAUAGGGACCAAUGAAAUAAAAGGUUUGGAUGGGUGCAGGUCUAUCGUAAGAAUACAUUAGUGUGAUCUCUAUUUCCCAGUAACAUGGGAAGCCAUAAAAAUGUAAUUCAACGGGAAUGUUUCUAUAAAUUUGUCAAUAGUCCAUAGAUAAAUAAACAGCUUCUAAGUUUUAGGUCUAAGUGAGGGUGCAGAGUUGGGUUUCUUUUGGGACAAAGUCAGAGCUGGAGCUGUUAACAGAAACACAUCUAGUAUUGUGGCCUAGUGAAGUUGUACAUUUGUAUGCAGGGUUUCCAACUUUGGGAUGGGAUGGUGCUAAGAAAUGUUAGUGCAAGAAGUUAUUGAAAUUAUUUCAGGGAAUGAAAGUGUUUUAUUCACCAAGGUUUUUUACAGUAAAACUCUGAUAAUACAAGGUACAUGACUCUAAGAAAUUGCUUUGUACCAAUGCCCUGCUAUGAGAAACAAUGAUUUUUUUGGCUCCAGUUACCAUAACAUCAGACCCCAGUUAUGCCCUGUUGUCCUAAGUAAUGCAUUUUAUCACUCCUUUGCUACCUCUGUAAAUAGAGUUCCCAUUGUACCUUACACUUUUCUCUGCUUGCAGUAUUGUACUAAGAUAAUUCUGACUAAAUAGAUAAUUCAUAUUUCAGGAGCCAGAGUGAACACAAAGGACAACAAAUGGAUGACUCCUUUACAUCGGGCAUGUGCUUCUGGGAGUGUGGUAAGUUCAGUGUUAAUUAGUCAAAAUGGGUCAUAUGUUCCACAUGGCAUUUUAAAUUGGGUCAUUUCAGUAAUGGUCUGGGUCAAACUAUGAUAAUCUAAACUGUUGUUUCAUAAUGAAACAAAAACAAAAGAACAAAACAAAAAAAUGAAAUGUGAAUCGAUCAGCAAAGCAACAUAUGCAGAAAGUCGAAAUGUACAUUCCAGUCUUUCCUGGAAAUGCGUGGAAUGCCUGACCCAAAAAAAUCUUUUACGCAGGUAGCCUGAAAUGACAGUCAUUCCGUGCUCUCAUUUCGGGCUUGUAAGCUCACCUAUUUUGCAAAAUUUACUUUUAUUAUUGCCUACUACUUUGGAAGUACUUCUACAUGUGAGGUAACUUCUUUUUUUGCGUCAGUGUGACUCUACCAUAAUUUCAUUUUGUAUCAGAAUAGAAUAUUCUGCGUCAAUGACACAAAAAUGCGGCCUAGAUUGAACACUGUAAGCUACAUGGAAAUUUGACAUUAAGUGUCUUAAAGUGGUGUAGUUGUUAUGGUUUGGCCAUUUUUGUUCAAACUGCUAUGUUUAGUUGAAGUCACAUGUAAUAUUUACUCAGUGCUAUUGCAAUAAAUUAUUUUGUCACUAUUUUUUUAGGAGUGUGUGAAAGCACUGGUAAAAAGUUCAGCUGAUGUCAAUGCGAGAGACAAAAACUGGCAAACCCCUCUUCAUGUGGCAGCAGGCAACAAUCAUAUCAGAUGUGCUGGUACGUUCAAAAUUGGACAUUCUGAAACUAUGUAAUGUGAAAAAAUAAAUCUGUUAUUUUGUUAAAUUUCAUAAGUUCAAGGCUGUGUAGGCCUCUGUUGGCUCUCAAAACUGGAAUCUCAGCCACACACUGUAUAUCCUGUAUGUUGAGAGUUAAUCAAUGAAUUAAAGUACAAACAUAAAAACAGUGUACCAAAGCUGGCUUAUCUUGAGUACAAAACUUUAAAAAAGUUCAGAGAGACCAACAUUAAUUUUAUUAACUGUUUGACUUAAAAAGUUAACCGGAAGGUAGAGGUCAAUUAAAUAAAACUUUUAAAAGUCUAAUUUAAAAGUGUGCGCAUGGCCAUUGUUUUAGCAUCUAAAAACAAUAGCUACACUUGUAAUAAUUUUUUUAGAUUGAAGCCAGGUUACAAAUUCCUCAUUAUCAGUACAUGUACAUUUCUCUAGAAGGAGGGUUGGAGAACAUUAUUUGCAAUACAGCAAGACAUUCCUAGUGGGUUUAAUGAUUGUUUUCUGUGAAUACUCUUAACCUCUGUAAUUAACUCCACUUUUGCUCUACACCUCUGAAGCUUUUAAGGGUAAUAGUUCAGUUCAGUUCAUUAAUUGCUCAUGUAAAUGAUGUAAUAAAUCAUGUUAUUAAAAACUGAAUCAUUGGAUAAUGCAAUUCUAGAGUUCUGAUUGGCUUAGCCAUCAUGGUAUCUGAGCCAUUAUGCCUUGCUCUCCAAAUAUGGUAACUGUAUGCAUCUGCUCAAAAUUAAAAUCAAGCUGAAAAUCGGUUGUUUUUACAAAUAAAUUUGGGAAGAAUUCUCGAUAUUUUGAGGGCAUUUUUAAAAAAACAAUUAUAUUCCACUCGCGCUGGUUGAAUAUGAGAUGAUUAUAGCCAACUCAUAUCCCACACAUCUCGUUGGCUAUCUACCAUCUCAUAUCCAAUGCGCACUCGUGGAAUAAUUGUUAAUUACAUGUACAUUGUACAUGCAUAAUACAGUUUAUAGUGCACUGAACUGUUCUCAGUAAGCAAGUGCUAGUGGAGGUGAACAGUGGCUGCAAGCAUUGCUGGUUUGCACAUGAUGUCAUGGUGGCCAUGUUGGUGGUCAAGAAAAAAGCAUUACUCUCCACUGGGAACUGAACUCCUUUUUUAUGUAAAUUCUUCUAGAAAAAAGUCUAUUGUAUUGACUCUCAACAUGGUCGCCUUGUCAUAUGGUUGCAAACCAAGAAUACAGCUGUAAUAAUUAUCAAAAGAGGGAUAUUUUUAAAGUUAACUAAAUUCUUCUCGCAUGGUACAUGUACACUAACAUACACAACACUCACAAAGGAAGGAGAUUAUAAUUAUACAAUACAUUUUGUAGAAUUUCUGAUUCCUCACCUGGCAAAUGUGAAUGUGACAGACAGAGCUGGAAGGACAAGUCUUCAUCAUGCAGCAUUCAAUGGCCAUGUUGAGGUAAAGUAAAAGUCAUGCAAUUAAAGCCUUAUAAUAAUAGUUAUUCAGGGAGCAAAGAAAAUCAUUUUUACAGCUUGCCAUUCGGGCAAGCUGAAGCUAACAUUUACUAGCCCAGACGUCAUUUCAACUAGCCCCAAAAGCUCUUUGAAGAGGAGAAUUGAUCUCGCAGUUCUUCUGUUAUUCAAAUUCCUCAAAAAAGAUCACUUGCCCGUCGCGCAUGUUAAAAACAGAAUUCCCUAGCCCGAUAGCAAAUUCCACUAGCCCUGGGCUAUCAGACACCACUUUCUUUGCAAGCUGUUUUUGUAAAAAAAAAGUGAAACCUCCAUUACCUGUACAUGUAAGAACUCACCUAAAAAGCAACCAGUGAUCAAAGUCCCAAGAUAAUUUUAAAAAUCAAUAAUUUUUUACAGUAAAUUAAACCUCUUUGAAGCGAUCACCUCUUUCAAGCUGCUGCGGCUACCUUUUGGCCAUGCCAGCGAUAGUUCUCCUGUUGUCACCUCUAGUGGGCCACCAUCAAGUACAUAUGUAUUCGAUGGACUGAAUUGGCUUAAUUUUAAAAAUAAUAUACAGUCCAAGAUAGAAGUGACCACUGAUGGACUACUUGCCAUUUCUAUUGCAUGUCUGUGUCAAAAUGAAGUGUUUUUACAUGUAUGCUAAAGAGUCUGUUAAUUUGUAACAAACCGUGAUUGAGUGGCCCAUGUCCAUUACUUGCUGCUACCCUGAGGGUAGUGGCUUAAUGGAGUUUAAAUUAUACAAUAUAAUGAAAGUUUGUGCUGUUUAAGUAUCUAUAAUGAAAUCACUCCCUGUAGCACACCUUUUACUGCAUUAUGGUUGAUAACUUGAAUGUACAUGUAGAUCCUUAGAACAUUGGAUCUAAAGAGCUCCUCCUUGAAGUUUACUUUUGUUUUUCCCAUUAGAUGACACAGCUUCUUUUAACAAAAGGUGCCCAUGUCAAUGCAAGUGAUAAGAAAGACCGAAAGCCAAUUCACUGGGCUGCAUUUAUGGGUAAGUUUUAACUGGUUGGGGAGCUUGUGUUAACUCAAUAACAUGAGUAUUGAGUAUACUGUCAGUAGCAACUUACUGAUUACCGUAAAUGACCUUAUAAAUGCCGUGGUGUCUAUUCCAAGAGAGUUUAAAAAUAGAGGAACAUCCACUCCAUCAGUUGAUAUGUCUAGGUCUUCUAGAGAUCCAUAUCGCUCCUUCAAAUCUCGGCCAACAACAAUGUCAGAUUCCUGGCUCAAGGUUAUUGUGUCGCCAUUGUUAGUCAAUUGUAACUUUGAAAAACCCGUAAACCCUGGUUAAUCAAGCAAAAAAUGGAAUGAAUUGAAUGAUUUUGCUCCUUCUGCUAAUUCCUAGUGUUUUGGAGUAAUUCUCUUGUGGGGGUAGGGGGGGGGGGCGUUUAUUUGAAAGGGGCAUCCAAUACAAUUUUAACAGUGUAGAAAAGAGGUGUUUAUUUGGAAGUGGGCAAUUUUAUUAUUAGGUCAUUUACAGUACUGAUUAUUAUCAUUUUUUCAAUUUUUCAAUGGUGCUUGAUGAAUGUGCUUCAGGUUUCAACUUUAAUCUAUGUUGUAUAUUCUCGAUUUUUGAUUCCAGCAAGAAACUUGCAUUCAGAAUCAAAAAUCAGUCAUUAAGAAUCAAGUCUUUUCAGCUUUUCUGAUUUCUCAAUAAUGUCACAUUUACAUGUAUGUAUGCAUAUUGAGCAAAAUUACAUUGAGACCCACUGUAUGAUUCAAUAGCAAAACAAUAAUUGACGUGUACUUUUUUUCUAGAAUUUUGCUUUUUUCCUGAAAUGCCAACUCCUGUGUCAUGAAAAGAAUGUGCAACAAUUCCUCAACUUAAAUUUAAGAUACGCUCUAGUAUCCUUAAAUUUGACUAGUAAAACAAAUUUAAUUCUGUCUGCAAAAAUCAAAGGCCCAUGCAAAGUUGGCUUGUCACUUGUUCAGUCAGAUAAACAGCUUGCUGUAAAGUCGCAUUGUGCCAGCUCUUACUAGGAGCUUAAUUAAUGACAAUGGCCAUGGCAAGAAGAAUGGCUAAAAAGAAAUAAGUUUUAGACUGGCAAAACAACAAGUUUGCAUGUGCACACUUUUUUGUACAUUUUUUUGCUGUCCUUGCACGACUACAAUGUGAAACUUCUAAUUUCCCCUUUUAUGGAGGAUGUGAACUCAAGCCAGUUUUUUCUUUUUCCUUUUGUGAACUUAGAUACAGUCCUAUAGAAUUCAACUCCUGAAAAGGUGCCAACAUUUGACAAAUUAAAAGAGUUGCCCUAGAAUAAGGGUGAUGAUGUUUGAAACAGCACAAAUUAACUUUUUGGGUGAUGUUUUCGUUGCCGUUGCUGUUGCUGCUGUCAUUGCUAAGGCUUCUUAUUUACCACAAAUGUAAAUGCUAACCCUUAUUUACAAAACUGUAAAACUGUUGGCACAGCCACAUAACAUGAGUUCAAAAUAUUAAUUUUUUGUGAUUGUUCAUGUUGUAGGUCGCAUUGAAUGCUUAGAAAUCUUAUUCAAGUCAGGAACAGAGGUCAACUGUAAAGACAAGAAGGUAAGUGUAUGUUACAAUGUAUUACAGGAUUUUUUUGCAAGAAGGUACAUGUAGUAUUGUUGUUGUAGCAAAUUGAGGAGUAUUGAGUAUUCAUUUAUUAUUUGUUUUUUAUUCAGCAUUAUACACCUCUUCAUGCUGCAGCAGCUGGUGGACAGUUAUCCACACUUAAGCAGCUACUAGAAAAAGGGGCUGUGGUAAAUAUUGUAGUUUUUACAGUAUUUGUUUAUAGAUAUAAUAUAUAGAUUUAGCUGAGGCUAAAGGCGAAGCUCUCAUUAAUGAAAAAAACAUUGCAGUGAAGAAAUCCAAUUAGAGUUGAGCUUGCAAUCAGUUGAAAACUAGACACCUGUCCACAGUAAACUUCAAAACAAACACAUAGCCUUUAUUGGUCAACACCUGAGCUCGUGAUACGGUCAUAUGUUACUGGUCAGUGGAUACUUUGUUUUGUCAGCUGUCAAUUGACCACAACAUGGAUGUGCAUUCUCAGGUUGGAGGCUCCCACUUUAGCAAGAAAGGGUAACAGUUAAAGUGCCCCUUACCCUUCGAUUUUUUUUCUUUUGGUAAAUUUCCAUAUCUAUCAAGAACUCAUUUUUGAAAAAAAUUUGCAAAAAUAUUUAAUUCUGAUGUCUUUACGAGCACUUGAAGUUACUGAAAUUUUUAAAUUUUUGCAGGCUAUUAGCCCUGCUGGACAUAUUUUUGUCUCGUGGGCUCAUGAGGAACGAGCCAAUGAACGUCCGAUAUUUGACACUUUUUUAGCUGUUACAUAAGAAAUGCACACCAUUCCAAAGCCAAGGCAUUUAAAAUAUAGUGCGAUUUCGAAGAUUAUCACUUACAAUUUGUUUGGAAAUAAUAAUGUCUGUGAAUUUUCCACAUAAUUAUUCUAACAACUCUUUCUUGCAUGAUGUCCUUUGCUUACGUCACACUCCAUAUUUUUCAAGACUGACUUCGCUUAAAGUGCUAGUAAAAAAUCAGGAUUCAAUAUUUUUGGAAAAGUUUUUGAAAGUGAAUUCUUGAAAGAUAUGGAAAUCUACCAAAAGAAAACAAAUAUUAUUGAAGGGUUAUGGGCACUUUAACAUUUUUGUUUCCCUGUGUUGCGGACUAACAGGUGGGCGGGUGGACAGGUGGACUUAGGCCCAGUUCAUACGUCGUGCUUCUGCCGUGCCGAACUUAAUUCUUGAAUUAAGUUCGACAUAAGCACGGCAGAAGCACGACGUCUGAAUCAAAGUUUUUAAUUUAGUGCGGCAGAACAAUUAAGUUCGACAAGGUCUGCCGUGCUACACGACUCUGGCACGGCAGCGAUUCAGACGUCGUGCUUAUGCCGUGUCGAACUAAAUGCAUAAAUUUCAGAAAUGUAUUUUUCGCGGGAAUUGUUAUCUUGCGUGUCCCGCGAGUAGCUUCGAGGAAAAAUGUCCUUCAAUGAGCAUGCGCAUUGAUUCUGUUUAUUACCCCAGAGCUCCUCUGCGCAUGACGGCCAGGAAUCAGAAGCGUAAGCACUGGGCCGGGGUCGAGAAUGGUUUAAAACAAACAUGGCGGCUUUCCGCGCAAGUUUGCAUGCUCCUUCCUCCUUGGUUUGCAGUGCUGCAGAGUCCGAUAAUUCAUCAGAAGACGAACUACCUUUUGAAGAAAAUAUUCCACUAGCUGACUAUAAAGAACAAGAUGAAGAGGAAGACGAGGAAGCGAUCGGCGAUGUUGAGUCAGUGUCAUCGCAAUCGUGUUGUAUACGACCAAGGAUAAAAUUAAAGGUGGCUUUUGAUACACGAAACGUUUUCUUGAACAUCUGAUCAGUGUAUGUGUUCCAUACUUCUUCGAACCAUCCUUUGUUACGGGGAAACCGUCGACAUGAUCGAUCAGCAGUGGUUCUCUCGGAAGAAAUAAGAAGAGCAAAAAGAAAAAAAACUUCUAAUAAUAACAUUCGCCUGUCGGUCAAAAGGAAAAGGAUUUUCUGCUGCAUUUCUUUUCUUCUCCUCCUCGAGUUUUGUAAGAGUUUUGCAAGUAGCAAUUUACGCUGGAGGUUACGGUGCGGCGCCAUUUUCGUCACCGCUUACCGCUGUACUGACUACUGUGCGAACCCUGAAUUAAGUUCGACUCUGGCACGACGUCUGAAUUGAAGUCGUGCUUGUGCCGUGCUUCUGUCGAACCCAAUAUUAAUUAGGUUCGGCACGGCAGAAGCACGACGUAUGAACUGGGCCUUACAGUCACGUGAUUACCAAAAUUUCUUGGAUGGAUAAGUAACCAACUGGGGCUCUGCUAUUACGUCAAAAUAUUACCUGGUGAAUUUUGGUUUGGCACUCCAUUUUUGUGUAGCAAGAGUACUGGAGCUGGUAUGCAGGCACUCAACUCUUCUGUAGUUAUAUAUAACAAACAAUAAUAUUUCCAAAUCAAAUCUGACGUGAUUUGAUUUGGCAUACGGCGUAUUUGAUUUGGCAGGAGGCGUUUUGAUCAUACAGAAGGUAUUGAAGAGGAGUUGAAGUCAGGCAUCUAAGAAUCCAACCUGGCUUGUGAUCUCAGCAGGAUUUAAUUAUGAGUCUUACCUAUUGACAACUUGAUCACGCUGCCUCCAAGUUAAACCAGGUUCUGGUUUUACUUUGGUCCAGUUGACUAAAACUAAUUUCCGUACCUUUUUUUUGUGUUAGGUGGAUGCUACAAAUCUGCUGGGUAACACCCCUCUACACAUUGCUUGUCUUAAUGGUCAGGACAUUGUGAUCACUGAACUCAUCAGCUAUGGUGCUUCUGUCAAUGCCACUAACAAAAAAGGCAUGGUAAGUGGUAUUUAUAGUACAUACAGCUGUUAUGCGAUAAAGCAGUGUCCAACAGUGUCCUGGGGGUGGAGGGAGGGGUACUCACUGACAUUGUAUAUCCAUGCUGGUAUGUAUGGUCCCAAUUAAAGGAUGUGUUAAUUUUAACUGUUUAGGACAGAAAUGGGGUAUGGAGUUUUGAUGUCUGAAACCAGGAUCUCUGACUAGGUUUUCUUCAUUAAUGGUCUUUUGAGAACAACAGGUCAUGCAUUUUUUUAUCGUUGGCAUGAAAUUUAUAGGGGUCAGUUCAAAAAGCUCAAACUGCAUGUGGACAUAAUAUAUAGAUUUAGCCAGGGCUAAAAGCGAAGCUUCUAUUUUAACUCGAAUUAAACAAUAAACUUGCAGUUGUAUUUUACAAAUCAGUUAACUUUAGAGCACAUUCAUGUGACUUUUGAAGCAAAGGCUAAGUGAUUUUAGAUAAAAAUAAUGUGCAAACAGUCCAAGCUAAGAGUGAACUUAAUCUUACAUCGAGUUGAUAGCCUUAUAUGUACACCCAAAAAAUAGCAAUCAUCUUUGAUCACAUUCAAGAGCCACAAAAAUGUCUCUUGAUCACAGUAGAUUAGGCCUGGAAAACAAAUUCUUGGAGAACCAAUCAGGCCCAAUUUUUUGCGUUUGACAAGUUUACAAUUUAUUUUACAAAAUCUUGCUAACAAGUCUGGGGACGUGUAAACCAACCUUUUAUACUUUUUAUACAUCAUCUGAGGUGAAACAGUUCCAUGAGGCACUGUUUUUAUCAUACAGACCUCGGACAGAUAACAAUUUUGCAAUACAAAUUGUACUCAUUCAACAUUCAGGUUGAUCGAAGCACACGUGGGCUUUUACCGAACCGUUAAAAAAAUUUCUAAAAUCACCUAUACGGCUUGCCGGUUCUCACUUUUGACAAGCGCCAAAGUCGACUGUUUAAAUCAAGAUUAAUAGAGUUAUACGCUUUAACAUGAUAAAAAAUUUAUUAUGUUUGUUUCUUUAUUUAACGGUUUUAUAACUAUGUGUAAUCUUCAAAAGCGUUUGAUACACGCGGCAUUUUGGUCAUUUUGACUACUCCUGCAAGCGAUGUUCGUGAGCGACUGAAAACAAACGGCACAGCGAUGAAAAUUGCAAAAGAGACUACUAACAAUCAAUAAAAGGAUAAUAAUUUGGUGAAACAUAUACAGAGACAACAAUUUUCAUUCACGAAGACAAGUAAAAAGUGUCUCUGAAAAUCCUUGUUUGUGUUUUAAGCCUGCUUCCCGGUGUUUGCUUUUUUCAAAGGUGAACUCAAGGCAAGAAAAUCGCUGAAAGCUUUCUUUUACAGCCAGAAUUAUAACUAAAUAUUCUUUGGAACGUUUUCUUUCUAUUUGCAGUGAGAAAAUGUCUAAAGGCUUUUUAAAGUUCUAUAAGCUUAUAAUCAAACCUGAUACUCGGUCAGAUCGAUCAUUGUCUCAAAUCUCACAAACGUGCAUAAACUAAAUAGUCGCAUAAACUACGCCUGACUUCAUUAAAUUAGACAUAAAAAACAAACAUCGAAUACAAUAAUUACUCAGGCUUACCAUUCGAGAUGCUCUGAAAACUAUCAAGUAAGGCCAGAAUCGCUUCAGACUUUUCAACCCUCUUACGCAUCAAGCAAGGUGAAAAACGAAAACGAUGCCAUCUGAAAUCGGAUUUCCGACUUUGACAAGCGAUGUAUUUCACAACCAAAAAUAAACAAACUAGCUAUGAAUAACAGAAGACUCUUGGUAGCAGCAGAAUUUCAUUUUGUACAUUCAGCGGAGAAAGACAGUUAAAAACAUCACAAGUUGACACAAAACUCUGUCAGUUUCAGCUGUCAAAGUAAACAAGUUUCAAGAUGCUGCAUAAAUUUUCCGCAUGAACUCACCUGUCAAAUUUUGACCAAUCAAAGCAUAAAAAUUGGACGUAGAGCGUGACCAACGCGUGACCUUGGUGAGAAAAGUCAAAAGCAACUGGCAUGUCUUCCCUGCCCUUAAAAACUGGCUGAAUUUUAGCUUCCAAGGUCAGUUUGAAAUCAAAAUUUUAAUUGUGCGACACAUAUAAAACACAACAUAUUUCAUAUGAAUUAAAAAAAUUAAACUUGAGCCUGCGAUCAUUUGAAAACAUUUACUAGUAACUUGUCAGCGGAUAACUUCAAAAAGAUACUCGACCUCGAUGGGUCGACACCUGAGCCCGCGAUACGGUCAGGUGAUACUGGUCAGCAGAUACCCUGUUUUGACAGCUGUCAAUUGAUCACAACAUUGAUGUACGAUAUGUGUGUAAUAUCAGUCUUCCUGUGCUACCAAACUAGCUAGAAAGUGUGAGAUUGAACAUUGGUUUUCCUGUGGUGCGGACGGACGGGCGGGCUGCGGGCGGUGUACGGUCACGUGAUUACCAAAUUUUCUCGGAUGGGUAGAUUUACUUACCCAUGGUGCGCCGCAGGCGCGCUUCGCGUGCCAGAGCGCCGCUACAAUGUAAGCAUUAGUACAGUACAUCUGUACCUACUACAAAUAUGUAUAUACAUCUAUACCAUGGUUACUCUUGUUCGUUGUAGACUCCAUUACAUUAUGCCGCUGUGUCAGGGCAAGGUGAUGUGUGUCUUGAACUGCUGUUGAAGGAUGGUGCAAAUCCAAACUUGCAGGUUUGUUGUGUAUUGUCCUCUUUGUCACUCAAUAAAUUAAUUUUUUGUGGUAGUUUGUAAUGGUUAAACUUGUAUUUGAUUUCUGUUAAGUGCAAGAGUGGGAGAACGCCUCUUCAUUAUGCUGCCUUGUAUGGUCGUUGCUCAAGAGCUCAAACGCUUCUGCAAAAUGGUAAGAGCUUUAUACUGCAUCCCUUGUACUGAAGGUAUAACAUGAUCAAUAUUAUCUGCUCCCUUAGCUCUACAUAGUUUCCUUGAGACAAUCUGACUUUGUGUACAAUCAGAAACUCAUAAGGGUUUGAAACGUGUAACUCGCGUUCAAUACUCGUGAAUAUUCACUUUUACCAUAUUUGGAAACCUUAGUGGCAGAUAUCCAUUUUCAACAUAUCGCUGCUGCGCGAUCACCAUGCAGAUGUUUUAAGACAAGAGUUCUGCAUUUCAAGGUAAAAAUACACCGUUAAAAGACAAAAAAUGGAAGGAGAAAGUUCAAAAGAAUGCUCAGCUUUCUUUUUGUGGAGGAAGGGAAGCUUUUCAUCAAGAAAUUGUUCUUAGAGGAAUUCAACCUUGUUUUCUUCCCGACGGAGCACAUGGUCUGUUUUGAAAUGCAACCAAGGCAGUAAAGUUUUUGCUGAAUUUUCAGGUACAUUUUGCACUCUAUGGCCAAGACAAUUACGUUUUUGAAAGGCAAUUUAUGUAUUUUUAAAUGUUUCAGAGACGUUUUAUAAAUUUUUCUCUUCGGCGCUAAAGAAAAAAUUACAAAAUGUGCCCCGAUUUGAGAUGGAUUUUGUGUUGAAUUUUGCCAUGUGCUCAGCCGAUUUCACUUGCGUGAACGGAUCCACGAUCCAGAUAGUGCUUUCCGAAUUGCUUUAAAUGAUUAACGUUUUGGAUUUUGAAUAAAAAUUUUCAAGAAACGGCUUCUCUGUCUAGUUUGUUUGUUUGUUUGAGUUUGUUCAUUCAUAAAAUUUGCUCAAAACACGAUCGUGACUACAACAUCCAAGCUGAAUUGAAGCUUAAAAUUAAUGCUUCUCACAUUUAUUACACACAUCACUUUUUGCGAAGAUGUCAGGUUCAGGUUUUGGACACUUUUCGAUACGCAGCUAAUGAAUUUUAUUCGAAAAUAUUUUUCACUGUUUAUUCUAGACUUUUAACAAGCCUAUUUGCAGUAUAAGUUUACUGUGGAGAGGGUAAACGAGGCAUCGUUUUUUGAAGUGACAACUUCAAGAAGUUGCGAGGACGUCAAUGGGUUUCAUAAUGUUAUGUUUGGCCCUGGUGGUAAGGCAAUAAUAUCCUGCUUUAAUAGUGUUGGGGUAAGAUUCCUGGAUUCAACCUUUGAAAGCUUUCUUGGCUUUCGGGAGUUUUCCCCCUGUUUGCUGGCCAUUUUUUUCAAGCGGGCGCGGAAACCCGAAGUAAAGUUACGUCACGUUGUUUGCGAAGUUUGAUUGGUCAGUUAUCUCUUCUUCUCGUUCCAAAUAUGGUACUUUCGAAAAUGAAUAAUCACGAGCAUCGGACAAAGCAAAUAUAUGAGAGUUACACCUUUCAACUCCUUAUGAGUUUCUGGUACAAUCUAAUUAUUGUUCUCUGUUAUCCUGAAUUCAAAUCCUUAGCUGUGCUUGAAAAUAGCCAGUUUCCUUUUCCCAUGUAAGUACAGGUGUACCCAGUUGUUUUCUACAUUUUAAAGGAAAGGUGGAGCGAAAUUUAGGAUUGUAAUUAAAAGAAUUCAGCGAUUUUGUGAUGAUUCAGGGAACGUUGUAAAGGUCCCUUUAAAAAAAAAAAAAAUGAAAAUUCCUUUCACCUUCAUUUAAUUGAGACUGGUUGUCUACAUUUUCGUUGACCCCGUGACAUCAUCAUACCUAUUUGACCAUACCCUAUUUUUCUACCCUACUACCUGUAUAUGUCACUGGUUUUCUGGAGAUGACAGACAGUCGAACCUCCAUGUGUGACCACCUCCCAAAAGUGACUGUGAAUCCAAAACACCAAAGUUUUCCAGUCAAAGCCUUACAGUUUAGACCUCUAGUAAUGGACCACUUUUUGGGCCUAAGAAUCAAUGAUUUCCCAUUGUUUUUAACCUCUUGUAAGCGACCACUUGACGCAUUCUCUGAUCUCCAUGUUCCUUGUGUGUAUUAUGCUACCUAGAAUAUACAAUAUGUAUGAAGAGCUUUAUUAACGACAUGGAACUACACAGUGUGUGACUUAGAAAUUGUAGGCAGUAAAUUAUCUUCCAUAAAAUAGAUGUGCCCAGACCUCUUCUUGGAAGAGGCCCCAUGUGGUUUGAUUUGUGUGAGCGACCACCUUCUGUAAGUGACCACUAAUCUUUGCAUUUUUGCUGGUUGCUUAUGGGAAGUUCGACUUUAAUAAUGUUGUAAACCCUUUUUAAUGGCAUAUUUUAUCACAUAAUUAUGUCCAGAUCUGAUUAAGCUAGUAAAAACUGUUGGGGUGAUAAGAUUGAUGAACCCUAAUAAAAAUUGGACAGUACACCUCAUUUUGUUUGUUUAUUAAGGUUGUUAUGUGGAUGCAGCAGACAUACGAGGUAACACUCCUUUGCAUAUAGCUGCUUUACAUGGUCAAGAAUUACUACUGAGUGUUCUGUUAGCCAGUGGAGCAACCCAUGCUAGGUAAGGUUUCUUUGGUUACUACCGGUAGUUUCAGCGUUCAUACUGUCACACCUGUGUUAAUAGGGCACCCUGAGGUAGGUAUUGUAAUACUUGUCCUUCAAGGGACGCUUCUGUUUUGGGGAGGGGGGGGGGGGCAAAGAAAGUUUUGACUGACAGCCCAUUGCCGGUGGCUCCUGUGAUUGGCCUAGUGAAUUCCAUUUUUAACUCAUCCAAUGGGGAAGUGAGGGUUUUUGGUUUUUGGUUACUAGUUUCAGUGUUAAUACUUUCACACCUUUAUCAAAAGUAGCCAGCAUAUAUUCCACAUUUGUUAUCUUCUUUUUGUUUUAUUAUGACAGUGAGUGCUUUUGUGUUGUGGGUGGGAGUGGGACUCACCUGUUUUUUUGUUUUUUUUUUGGUUGUUUGUUUCUGUCUGUCUGCUUCUUCUUUUUAACUCUUGUUGAAAGGGGGGGUGAUGGGGGUGUUUUGUUUUUGUUUGGUCGGCGGGGGGUGUUGUGGGGGGGGGGGGGGGGGGGGGGGCAAAGAAAGUUUUGUCUGACAGCCCAUUGCCGGUGGAUUCUGUGAUUGGCCUAGUGAAUUCCAUUUUUAACUCAUCCAAUGGGGAAGUGAAGGUUUUUGGUUUUUGGUUACUAGUUUCAGUGUUCAUACUGUCACACCUGUAUCAAGAGGGCACCCUGAGGUACAUUGUAAUACUUGUCCUGCGAGGGAAGCUUCUGUUUUUGGGGGAGGGGGGGAGAAAAGAAAGUUGUGUCUGACAGUCCAUUGCUGGUGGAUUUUGUGAUUGGGCUAGUGAAUUCCAUUUUUAACGUAUCCAACAGGGAAGUGAAGGUUUUUGGAGGAAUUAGAAUUACCGAAGAACUGUUAGUAAAAUUGGUUAAAUUCCUGAUAAAAUAAUUCAUGUAGAUCAAAAGCCGUCUUUCAAGCUGAUCUGCUGGAGUGAAAUUAUUACAAUUAUUAUUGCAAUGAAUUGAUAAAACAAAUACAAAUAAUUAUUAAUUCACCACUAGUGUGAUUUAUCAAUCAAUAAAAUGAUGUACUGAUUAUUAUUAAUUCGCAACUAGUGGUAUUGAUUAUCAAUCCUGCUCGUCAAACAAUUUUUUUCAACUAACUAAAAUGACUCUUUGGCUAAUACAUGCAAGCUUAACUGAUCUUCUUUGCAUACUUUGAUACAAGUCUAAUGUGUAGUUUGUAAAUUUUUUAUAGACGGGGUUCAUUUGGAAUGUUACCUCUUCACAUGGCAAGCUUAGGUGGACAUACAGACUGCUGUAGGAAACUUCUUUCAUAUGGUAAGUAAUCACUGAUAAACUGUUAUAUAAGUUGCAUCAAUGGGCAAGUAGUUCAUUAUUAAACAUAAAAGAAAUACAAAAUUCAUCUUUCUAAAGCCUUGCUGUUAUUUAACAAUAUUAUUCCUCGAGCCCAAAUGGGCUCUGAGUCAAUAACCCAUGAGGCCAAAGGCCGAAUGGACUAUUGACUUAGAGGCCAGGAGGGCGAGAGGAAUAAUAAUUGUUUUAGUAAAAUCCAACUAGUUGGUCAAAAUUAUUGAGACAAAACAACUUUAGCUAGCAAAACGCGAUUCAGCCGCCAUUGUUUUGGUUUUCAAAGCAGGCACUUUUCGCUACUAGUGGGCUGUAACAUAUAGCCUUGUAGUAGCUCAACCAAUCAGAAUGCAGCUUUGAUAAUAGAGGACUAUUUGGAUUUUACUAAAGAGAAAUUACCGGCAGUCACCAGUAGAGGUAAUAUAAAUCAUAGUAUCUUGUACAUAUCUCUGAGUGACUGAAGCAUUCUCUUUCUAUUUCUAGGAAAUGAUGUAAAUGCAAAAGAUGAUAAUGACCACACAUGUGCUCAUGCUGCUGCAUGUAGUGGGUAAGUCACACACAUUAUUAUUUGUAUCAUAUAAGACAGUCAACUCUCUCAAGGGUGGAUAUUUUUGGAAGUGGCUCCAAAUGUCCAUCUUAAUGAAGGGUCUGUCUUAUGGAGAGUUUAGCUAAAGUAAAAGUAACUGAAAAGGCAGGAAGGGGCCUCCACCAAGUGUGUGUCUUUUAAAAAUGUCUAUCCUUGUGUAAGUGUCCAUAAAGAGAGAGUUAACAGUACAACAUGAAUUUACUGUUGUGGAGCAGUUAAUAGUUUGAACCGAGAAGUCAUUUCAUAGAUUGGUGGAGUAUGAUUGUCUAGUUGAUCAUAGUCCUAAAUAGGACUGUUGGUGACAGUGACUGAUGUUUCGACAACCUGCCUGGUAGCCAUCUUCAGUGUCAAAGUACGCUGUAUCAUAUCAGUUGAUGGUAUUGAACUCUGGUUAUUGGCCUGAUUGGUCAAUCGAGUGGCAAUGUUGUUUGGUCGUCUGUCAGUUAAGCUGUGAUGUUAUUGGCUAUGGAGACUCUCAAUGUGAUUGGUGUGUUUCGAUCCAUCUUUUGUCACAGUUGCUUUAGAUGGGUAUUAUGAAACUCCAUCAAGGGGAGCUAACAUUGUUUUGUCAAUUACUUUACUCAUUAGGUUUUGUGCUUUUUUGACAGUCAGUAAAUGCAUCAAUGAUAUUGUUAUUCUAGGAAUGUUGAAUGUCUAGGACUUCUGUUGCACAAUGGUGCUGACUUGACUGCUGUUGAUAAACUGGGAAGGUAUGUACUUUGGAGAUUUUCCAUUUUCCAUACAAACAUAAUAUUUUAUUGGCUUGUCAACACAAAGCUUUUCAGAGUCAAUGUUACAAUAGUAACUUUGAAAAACACAGUUACACACAGAAAGCUAAAAAACCUCAAAAAAUAAUUAACCCUAAUUAUUUAUGAAUAAGGGCUAAGAAACAAAGGGAAUUGAGAAUCAAAAUAGGAUAAGUCAGAAUUAACCUGAAAUCAAAUUUGACUUGUAACAUGUACAAAUGAUUAAAGUAAUUAUUGAUAAUGUUUAUACCGUGAAGUUUGGAAGUAAUGACCCCCAUUCAGAUUUAGCAGCCUUUUCCUAUCAUACUUUCUGAUACCCAAUCACAUCAGUGAAUUUAGCUGGUUGUAAUUAAUGUUAACAUUGUUGUGAUCAUAGGAGCGCUCUUCACUAUGCAGCAGGUCAUGUGCAUUACUUGUGUGUGAAGUCCUUAGUGGCAUCAGGUUGUAUUGUAAAUAAAGUUGAUACAAGGGGAUGCACACCGCUUCACUAUGCCUCUGCUGCAGAUAAAGAUGCCAAGUAAGCAAUGCCGUCAUUUUUUACAACGUUUAUCCCUUUUGUUGUUAUAGAGGUACAAAGACAUCGCAACCCUUUUUUACUUACUCUCAAGCAAACAUGCCUCUUGGUCAAUCAGAGCAUGUGUAGCCCAGGGGAGUACUCUGGAUUUCAAGUGACAGGGAUGAUCGAAUGGGGGCAAAAAUCAAACCCUCCCAAAAUAUCUGUACCAAAAUGUAACCCCCCCAAAAAUCCCAUGCCGAACUUCAGAGAAAGCAUUAAAUAAUAUAACUAUAAUGAAUCUUCAGAUUGUUUUGAAUACCCCCAAAAUUCCUUACUUAAAUCAAGCUGCCAAAAAAAAUACUUGCCAAAAUUUUCCUACCCCCAAAAAAUCCCGAAUUCAAAAUUUCAAACCCAAAAAAACUCUUCGGUCAUCCCUGUCACUUGAAAUCUGGAGCGCCCCCCCCCCCCUGGGGUAUUUACUUCCCAAAAUAUUCCUUCUUAAAAAAACCCCCCAAAAAAAAAAUUUCCCAAAAUUUCCCCCCCCCCAAAAAAACCCCAAAUAAAAAUUUCAACCCCAAAAAAACCUUUCGGCCCCCCCCCUCCCUUUAAACUUGGGGCGCCCCCCCCCCCCCCCUGGGGUAUUUACUAUCUUGUAAAUGCAGCAUUUGCCUCUAUGUGGUGAAUGCAAUAAUGUUAGUUGUGUUAAUUUCCUGUUCGUUGCAGAUGUGUGGAACACUUACUGAGAAAUAGAGCUAAUGCUAGUAAAAGGGAUAAACAAGGUUACAGCCCAGUACACUAUGCUGCUGCUAAAGGACAUAAACUGGCACUAGAAAUGGUAGGCUUGGAAAUUAAAUGCUAUAGGUAUUAGCAAUGUGAAUAACAAAGGUUUGUAGUGUCUUGAAAACCCUUGAAUUUUAGAAACCUUUUUUUAAGUCCUUGAAAUCGUCCUUCCUUCCUUUGCCAUUAACCACAUAAGAAUACAACACAGGGUGCAAAGAAAAUAGUUUUAUUUACAGCUUGCCUUUUGGGCAAGCUGAAGCUAGCAUUUACUUGCCCAGACACCAUUUCAACUAGCCCCAAAAACUUUUUGACUAGCAGAAUUGAUUUCACAGUUCUUCUGUUAUCUGAAUUCCUCGACUUGCCCGUCGGGCAAGUUAAAAACAGAAUUCACUAGCCCGAUAGCAAAAUCCACCAGCCCCAGGCUACUGGACACUACUUUCUUUGCACGCCUACAACAACAAUAAACAUUAAAGAUAAUAGACACUAUUCUAACCAAAUUAUUUACAAAAUUAAAUGUUUAAAGUUGUUAUGACAAGGAAGGCUAUAUAGAUGCUUAUACACUAUAGGUUUCCUAGCAAUAUAGGGUAAACCAUGUGAGUUAAGGGUACUGAAUGGAAAAUUUAUUGUUUUUAAAAGUAAAGAAAAGAAGAGAAGAAAAGGUAUGUAACUCAACAAAGAGUAGACUUGACUUAGAAAGAAGGAAUUCGUUCAUUCAUUUUGGUCCUUGAAAUCCUUGAGGGACAUUUUCAAAACUCCAAAAAACUUUGCCACAUAGUAAUAAAAUCUUAAAGAAAUGAAAGUCAGGUGUCUCUGAAAUAGGAAAAAAAAUGCGUGAUCACUUCUGUAUACACACCCAACUUUUUAGUAAAGGUUACCUCUUCUUCAAACUCCUAUAAUUAUUCUGACAUAAUGUAUCAAUAUUGUUUUAGUUAUUAGAUGUAGCUGCAACAGAUCUUUUAAAUAAAAUCACAGGCUUUCCAGCAACAACUCCACUUCACUUAGUGGUAAGUUACUGUAAACAGUGAAUUGAAAGUUACUUAUUUUAUAUUAAGGGUUAUGAGUGCCAGCUUUGUUCCCUGCCCUGCCCCUCCUAUACUGUGGCCCAAAUGCUAAAACACAAAGUCAUUUCCAAUUCCUUGUCUCUAAGCGUCAUAAGAUAAUAUCACCUGAUUUUCAUGGCCCUGGAGGGACUGUAAUAACAGCUUUUUACUUUGUUCGUUAUGUAUAUUAUAGUGUCUAUUUCUUGGAAGUUUUGGCAAUUUUAGCAUUAAUUACCAACUAAUCAUUAACCCUUUAAGCCCUUAGAGUGAUUUGCAUCAAAUUUCUCCUUUUAAUAUCAAUGCGCUGUAAAACAGAGUGGUCAUGAGAAUUAUGGACAUGAUCACACAAGAUGAAUUUGAUUGAUUAUUUUUCAACUUCUCCCCACUACUUUUGUAGUAAAUGAAUAGGGGCAACAAAGGAGAAUUCAAAUUUACACCUUGAAGGGGCUAUGUCACAAGGAUACUGUUGUUUUAGGUCAAUUCUGUGCUGAAGUCAUUACUCAAUGCCCUUUCCUAAGCACAAAAUGUUCCGUUAGAGAUGUGAAGAAGAUAUCAACCAAUUUUUGUCAGGGAGCACUAAUCAUAAUAAUUUUUUUGGUGAUACAUGUAUCACAUGAAAAGUUGAAAAAGUUGGGCCAGUCCAUGUGCAUCCUUCCUAUCUGUCACAACAGAUGACAAAAAACAGUUUUAAUGCCCAACUGUAGUCCUAAUUAACAAAUCUGGUCCAUUGUUUUUGGAAUUCAAUUGGUGGGAAGUCGAAUUUUGGCUUUUUAGCAAAUAACACAACAUAACCUUUUUAAAACUGUUCAAAAAGAACAGAAAAUCCAAAAGGGACAUGGGUGGUGAAACAUUUUUAAACAGAUUCAUUUUCGUAAAAAUAAUUUGAAUGGUUCUGUGCUACAUUUAUGUAUUGUUUAGUUUACUCUUUGUGAGAAAUUUUUAGACCUUUUAGUGAGGGUGUUAUCUUUAAAACUUUGAGCUGUAAAAGGCUGCAAGGUAAUUUCAGAAUGAUGCCUUUGGAACAUUUGAACUGAGAAAUCAUUGUGGCUCACUUUUGUUUGUUGUGUAGGCUUAUCAUGGCCAUUUUCAAGCUCUUCAAGUUCUUUUAGAGUCUUUUCUAGACAUUGAUAUCAAGGAUUCUAAUGGUAAGUUGAUUUUUGGUGCUCUUUCACACUUUGAAUUUAAUUACUAGAUAAAAAAACUAGAUAAUUUUAUCUGGACAUUUGUUAUUUUUUUUAUAGGUCAUACUCCUCUGUAUUUUGCUUCUUUUCAAGGACACGCGUAUGUAUCAGUAGUAUUUUCAUCCCUCAUGAUUAUGGCCUUGUGGUUGUUUCCAUUUGCAUUCAAUUAUGGUACAGUUUUUUCAGAUGAGUGGGUCUUGUGAAAAGGUUGUCCUAUUUUGCUCGGUUAGAAUAGAAACACUUGUCUUCAAACGGAAAUUUCCAAAUAAAUUUUCUGCUAUAUUUUGAUAACAUGUUAAAGAUGUAAAACAGUUGAUUAUGUCAAUAAUUCAUAAAACAAAGAAGAGUUUUUGUGAUAAAAGCAGCGAGUGAAAGUGUCUAAGUUACAGGGUCAUUUGCUGUAAUGCUCAGUGUUGAAUUUGCCGUAGUUUAUCUGCCUGGGGCAUCAUUUCGGCUCUUUACUUUAUUGUACCUGUCACAGCUCCCAAAUUAAGCUCCUCUAAGCUCGUCAGUUAUCGGUAUGAGUGCUUUUCGUUCAGAGAUUAUCAAGAUUUACCUUCAAUUCAUGUAGCUUCUGCUUGACAUAAAGUUUUUUAAACCUUUUGCUUGGUUCCCUUUCUAGUCCGGAAUGACAAAAUGAUGGUCUCUCCUGUUUUCUUUUGCAGCGAAUGUGUCGAAUGUCUCUUAGAACAUAAUGCCAAAGUUUUAGUUUAUGACAAUGUUACCAAGAGAACACCGCUCCAUGCUGCAGGUAAAGAUUUGUAUAUACAACGGCACUGCUUCGUUGUUUGCAAUAAAAAGAAUGAAUGUGUUUGAGUAUUUUUAUAAGGAAGUUCAUGUGUGUUCAAUUUUUUUUAUAGAUACCCCUGGCCCUUGUUGAGUCCAGACAGUAAAAAGUUUGUUACACAGUCGAACCCCCACUAACCUUAACGGCCACCUCUCUACAACGGCCAUUUUUUUGUCGGACAGUCCAUACAUUCACUCUUGUUCCAACUUCUCUACUCGGCAACGGCCACCUUUCUAUAAUGGCCACUUUCUCCUGUCCCCAAGGGGCCUUUGUAGAGAGGUUCAACGGUACCUUCUUUUGGUUUGCAGCUUAUAAUGGGCACACGGACUGUUUAAGACUUCUUUUACAAUACAGCCAAAUAGAGGUUGCGAUAGACUGUACAGAUGCUGAAGAAAGGUUAGUCGUAGGUUCCUUCAGUUCAUUUUGUCUUAAGUUGAAACUGUUAGCUUUUAGGGACAACUCUAGCGAACAUCCGAGUAUGAAUCAAGACUAAAAAAAAUGUAUGCUUUGGGAUUGUUCACACAAACCUUGGCUGUGACUUAGAAUGAUUAAUCAUACUGCUAUAAAAGUCCCUUCCUUGGGCAAGGCUGUGCUUUAAGGAAAAAUAAAGGGGGAUCAUGUGUCUUGAUUGCUAGUAGUCUAUUGGUAAUAAUGUGCUCCACGUUUUGUUCUCUUUACAGGACUCCUUUAAUGGCUGCAGUUGGCAACGGAUUCGUGGACUGUGCCAACCUGUUACUCAGUGAAGGCGCCAAUAUGUUAGCCUUGGAUAUGUAUCAUCGAAGUGCUCUUCACAGAGCUGUAAGCAGCAGCAAGAACUUUCAUCAUAUAACCCUCUUGACUACUUUUCUCCGUAAUUCUUUUGUUGAAAAAUUAGGGUGGUAUGAUUUCAUCUAAUUCUGUGUACACCUCCCGCCCCUUCUCCGUUUUUUUUUUGAGGGGAGGGAAGGGAGGUCUGUACACAGGCUAGGUUUCAUCCUUUUGGUCUUUUUAGGUUAAAAGCUAUCCACUCUUGAGCAACUGUUAAGCUUCUCUAUGUAACCGUGAUUUGAAGUUCUUUCGAAGCUACCUUCUUUGUUAAAGGAAAUCGUAAUCAAGUGAUGUGUCCAUGCAACUCGAACUUUUCCUCUAUUUUACAAUACAUAAUUUUUUUGGAAUUCUUAUUUGGGGCGUUCUUUAAUAGGUGAAUAAGGAGAGGGGAUCUUUGAGGGGAGCUGAACGAGAUUAACUGUACUGCGGUUUGUCUAUGACUUCGGUUAUUGAAAAUAGUACGUGUUUGCACUUUCUUCUAAAUUGAAUUUUCUGGGAAACUGCCCACCUACCCCUCCCUUAAGUAAGCUGCGAGCAAGCUCUCCUAUUUGGGUGAGUGAAGCGAGUCUCGUCUCUCUCCUUUCCUCGGCCCCUCGCUCGCGCGUUCUCGUGAGGCUCACUUCGCUUGCCCAAAUAGGAGAGCUUGCUCGCAGGCUAUCCCUUAAGCAAACAUUAACACUCACUUCUCACUUAGGGCAAAAUAUUUGCUUAAGGAAGGGACAGGUGGGGUGUUUCCCAGAAACCUCACUUGAUUCUUACUUUCGACGAAAUGGACAAUAUUGUCAAAGUGCUGCCAGACAUUGAGCACAGCUUAAGCUAAACUGAUUUAGUUUCCCUGUUUCUGUUUUUUAAAUUUUUCAGGCAGCAAAUGGUCACGAUGACUGCGCUGAAUCUCUUUUACACAGGGAAGCAGAUUCUCUUUGUAGGUAGGUUGGAUACGAGUUCGUAAUUGAAGUAAUAUGUAGUGUCAUUUUUGUUUAAUUUCUCCAUAAGUUGUCAAUUAACUCUUUAAACCCUAAGAUCAAAAUUUGAAUUCUCAUUUGUUGCCCAUAUUAAUUUCUUACAGAAGUAGUGGGGAGAAGUUGUUAAAAUAUCAGGCGAAUUCAUCUUGUGUGAUAAUGUCCGUAUUUCUCGUGACCACUCUAUUUUAGAAAGCAUUGAUAUUACAAGGAGAAAUUUGAUGAUGAUCACUCUUAAGGCUUAAAGGGUUAAAUAGGAAUGCAUCACUGGAGUGUUACCCUGUUUCUUACCUUUAUGUCCCUCUUUCGUUUUCAGAGAUUGCAAUGGUCGCACACCUCUUCAUUUUGCAGCAGCUUGUGGCCAUGUUGGCAUUCUCAAUGGUCUCUUACAAGUCGUAGGUAGUGGUGUUCACAUGGACAAUCACGGAUACACGCCGCUUCACUGGGCUUGUUUUAACGGUAAGAACUAAUGCCCCCUUAGUGCGAAUUGAACAACAUAAUUUAUUAGUUGAGGCAAGCAUUGUGAAACAGCGCAGUGUUCGUUUUGUUAUACCUAAACUAGAAUACCCACAGGGAAAAACAUUGUUUCUCGGCGUACGGCCAGUUUGUCUGCACACCGGUUCUCCCCUCCGCAAAAUUGAGCCCGCAAGGACUCGAUAUAUAAUUUUCGAGGCCGAGCACCUUCUUAAUUUAGGGUCUGGUAAGCGGGCCCCCACUGAAUCCGCCACGGCACAAUACAGCUUUUUCGGAUUCAGUACGUUUACAAUGCGCUGAUACUUUGCUUGUUUUGUAUUCGGGGUUUUCCCUGUACUGUUUCAUGCAGGGAUACUUGCGGGAUAAGUAAAAUUCAAACAUGCCGUUAGUUUGACUAGUAUUAACCAUUUUGAGACUGCGGUCGACGCUGGGUCGGUGUUGUGUCGAGUUGCACUCUGGGACUGUCUUGGGGGAGAAAUUUGGUCCAGUGUUCUACGCGACCUCGAAAUAGCCAGUAAAAGAAGCGAUAACAAUCUUAAAACACACCCAUUUAAUGCCAUUUGCAGCACCAACCAGUGUCAGUCGCUCUGUGGCCCAGUGUAUUACAUAUUUUACCGUCUUUGCCAAUAAAUAAACUGCUUUUAAGAGAGAUAUUUCUAAAUGUUGUUUCAUUGACAGGUCAUGAUACUUGCGUGGAUAUCUUGUUAGAGGUACGAAAUACGUUCUCAUCUGCGUGUUCAUUUUGUUACAGUUUGUACAGGAGGGGGGGGAGGACUGUACUAUCAAAAUUUAAAUUCUGAUUUGUGUACUCUGUACAUUUCCCUUAGAAGUAGUAGGAGGAAAUUGUUCAAAAAGAAUCCUGUAAAUUUGUUCUUUUGGCCAUGUCAUUAAUAUUCAUGAUUACUUUGAUUCAUAAAGCUCUGAUAUUAUUUUAGUACAAGGAGAAAUUAGAUGCUGAUCGCUUUGAAGCUUAAAGGGUUAAGGGACUCUUUUAUAUGGUGCGGAAAUCCCUGUGAACCGGCUCAGUUUCAAUAGCAAGUCCCUGUGCUGCUAACUGCAAGCAUAAGUACUCUAGUUCACUUCUUGUACAAACAAGAUCCAAGUAGUUUUAGACACAGGUCUACUAUUAAUUUAAUUCCGACCGACCGCACGCUCAGACGCGCGCACGCACGCGAACGAACGAACGAUGAUGUCACGGUUCAACUCGGAAAAAGAAAAUAUCGAGUUUCUAAUGAGAUUCAAGCCCAUGACCAGUAUUGUGGAAGGCCCUUGUCUCCAUUUCCGCUGGGAACCCGAAAAAACAACAUUACAUUUUAUAAAAUUAUAAUUAUAGAGUAGAUCACACUCAAAAAGUGGGUUUGGUUCCACGAUGCAUUGCUAGCGCUCGCUGAUUGUCGCAGUGUUAAGCUGUGAUUUUUGAAAGGAAAUAUUCUGUAUUUGUCCUUAGGGAGACAAUUCCAAGGCAUUUGAUGGGAAUCCAUUUUCGCCACUUCACUGCGCUGUGUAAGUAUUUUAGUACGAUUACUCAUCUCUUGAAUGGAAUUUCAAGUACCCUUUGUCUCUGUCCUAAAUUACUUAUCUGUCUUUGCCAAUGAAACUGAAACAAGCACUUCAUUUGUCCGGCAUACUUGGCCACUCACGGGAUACAAAAAUGAUUGCUUUUAGUUUGCUUUACAAUAUUAUGUGGUGCUGUGGCGAGAGCACUUGCUUUCCUCCACCUCGUGGCAUGGGUUCCAAUUCCAGUAACGGCGCUAUAAUAUGUAGGUUGAGUUUGCCAGUUCUGUUCUGAACGCACCCCUUUUACCAUUUCCCAAGCCAGAAUGAAUUGUUUUCCAGUUAUUGAAAAUGUAUUACCGCGAAGUGACAAUAUCCGGGUACGUGACCCGUGACGCGUGACGAACCCCUAAGAACGUCUGCGUGGGAUGCUACUAUCCUGGUACAAGGUUGAGAAGAAACUGAACUAAUAGAAAACUGCCAUUUAGAUACAAUUCUAUUUUCCCUUUUAUUUAGGAUAAACGACUACGAAUCCUGUGCAGAAAUGUUGCUAGAUACGCUAGGAGAUGAAAUAGUCAACAUGUGUGAUAAAAAAGACAGGUGGGCAAUAUGAGCUUUUUUGAGUGACGAACGUCAACCGGAAGUAGACUUUUUGCAUUCUCGGACAGGGGUUUUGCCCCAAUUCUCAGGCGUCUUCUCUUUAUGAGUUAAGACACUUGGUGAUACAAAUUUAGUCGCGUAAAGGCAUAGUAACAGGAAAAAGACCACACUUCCAUUUGACGUGCGUCGCUCAAAAAAAGUCUUUGCUUAAGCUUCCAAAUGAUAUGGAAUCGCACUCUACUUCUUUUAAAGUUAAAAAGCUUGUCUGUUGUAAUGUCCUUGUUUACGUUCCAUGGUUACACCCUUUUAUAUUCAACGAGGGGAAAUGCGCAACCAAAUGGUCUGGUUUUUUUUCUAACCUAUUUCAGUUUUGGCUUAAAUUUGGUUGUAGUCGGUUGAGUCUUACCCUUGGUGACACAGACUUAUCAUGCGCGGCUUCCUUUUUCGAUCAAGUCACCACCUGUGGCUUUGGUCUUCAGCCAAAGAUGUGUCGGCACGGUACAAACACCGCAGUAUAAAAAACCCCGAAGACAUUCUUGAUAGAAUAACAUUUAAUGGAAUGCAGCGAACAAACCAGGCGUUGAAAUCAAAGCUAGUCUUAGACAUCCCAUUAUUUUUUCUCUGGAUGGUUACAGAUCACCCUUGCACGCCGCAGCAUUUAAUGAUCAGGUAGAAUGUCUUCAGCUUCUUCUGUCCAGAGGAGGAAAUGUUGACGCCGUGGAUCAGAGUGGUAGAACACCUCUUAUUAUGGCCGCUGACAAUGGGCAUGCUGGCGCUGUAGGUAAGUUGGCCCAAGUCAGGGAACAAGAACAAGAAACAGCAUACUGUGAGAAAAUAUGGCUCAUCUACUAUCUUCAACUUUCCGUGCUGUCUAAACUCAUAUGUUCCCUUAUAGAUUCUGCUCCUCCGAGCUUUCCUUUUAUAAUUUUCAUAGAAACCCUCUAGGCGAAUUCUGCAAUCUGAUAGACUAACGUACUCUUUAUCUUCACGUGAUAGACAAUGAUAGACAGACCGAUAGACAGCUAGGUGUCGUUUUCAAGAAACAAAGAAACUAAAAACAACAACAACACAGCAAAUGCAAAAACCAAAACUGUGCCCCCCCUCCCCCACCACCACCAUACAAACCUUGGACGAAACAAUAGAUUUGCACAGAUUUCAUCCUUGGAAUUAUGUCGCAAGUUGUUUUGUAAACACUGAGGAGUAAAUCUGGAGCAAAGAUGGUAAAUGCCACAUUUGCAUACCAGGGGGUGUAAAUUACAAGGCAAAUGUGGCAUUUGCCAUCUUUACCCCGUUUUACUCCUCAGUUUUGACAAAUUUGCCACAUAUUUGCAAAGAGCAAAUUUGUGCAAAUCCAUUUUUUCGUCCAGUGAAACGUGUGUAAAAUUCCGCCAUUUUGCGGAGCUAUAUCUUCUGAACAAAUCACCUUCAAACUUGGCACCUUUACUGAUUUCAAGGUGUUCUUUCCAGCCGUCUUGAUGGAUUUCGCUAGCUACUCCCAGUAAAAAGUUGAAAAAAAAAAAAAAAGGGAAGGGUCUCCUCAAGCUAAUUCAUGUUUGUUACAAAUUAAUGAUCUGCUUCCUUUGCAGAAUUUCUUGUUGGCGAUGGUGGAGCGGACAUAAAUGUAGCUGAUAACAAUAAAAAUACCGCCUUACACGUCGCUUGUAGCCAGGUGAGAAAAACUAAUUUUUGGGCCAACGGUGCGUCCAUUUGCUCGUAGCUUGAAGUUGGACCGGUUUCAAACUUUGCGGAACAGCUCACGUACUUUCCUUAAAGAACGUAGAAUAUUCACCCAAAAUGCUUCUUGUUCACGCGCAAACUAUACUUAAAGUAAACGAAAUUUAUGUGCAGUUUCACUGCUUGAGUUCGUAUUGAAACGACCAUGUGUAUAAACGACUUUGUAUCGGAACGAACAGUUUCCAUUUUGACCCCAUGGAAGUAGCAGCUUUUACGGGGCUUAAGACCUUAAGGCACCUUAGAUACGAUCGUUUUGGCUUAGCGCGAGGAAUCAUUUACCUGCUCCAAAUUCGAAAUUUAAGGGUUCUAAAAUAUGACGCUGAAAGUGCGCAUAUUUUGACUACGAAAAUGCUGACUUAACGAAUCCGUGAAGUUAACUUUAGCUCAUAACUUCAGUUUCUAUAGAUUUGUACAUGGGGUGGUCUUGUUUCUAAUCUUGAAUUUUCUUUCUCGAUUACGUUGUCUUUCAUGAAAAACCACCAAACAGAAAGGUGGGUUUGGUCUGCUAAGCUGCUAAGUUUACAACAACGUCAUUAAUAAAUGCUCAUGUUCCGCUUCAGGGUAACGCGGCCUGUGCUCUUUUGAUCCUGGACAAAAUGGAGGAUGGCUUUCUCAGUUUGGCAAAUAACGCUCUUCAAACGUAAGUAGGCAGCGACAGCUUCGGUAAGAGAAGCCUCCCUCCGUAUGCAGCGAUAGAGACGCUUGCUCUUCGCAUCUUGCUCUUGUUGCUUAUUCGUUUACUUACGAACCAAUGCGCAAAACGGAAAUUUCAGUAAAUCAAGUUUGUGAUUAAACACGAUCAGUAAUGAAGUUUGGAAUUGUUAAAUAUGUCCUUUAGUACCAAGUUGUUUGAAUAUCUGUUAACCUUAAUACUGGGUUAACUGCAAACAGAGCAUACGAGUACUUACAGUGACUUAACGUGGAUUUGCUCCACUGACCUAGCCGUACUGUACCUUUGCUUUGCUUAAUGCUGUUGUUUAUUGUGGGCGGACAGAAUUGGACUACGUUGAACAACGCGUUCGCCCUCUGUCGUAAGCUGCAUAGCAUAUUAGACAUGUACCAUUUUUACAUAGCAGUAAAAUUUCAAAGCGGCUCCCUGGCUUUUGUUUCAAUAGGCCCUUACACUUAUCCGCACGAAACGGUCUGGUACCAGUUGUCCAGGAGCUAAUAGCCAGAGGCGCCAAUUUACUGACCGAGGAUGAGGACGGUCAUAAUCCCGCUCUCGCUUGUGCCCCCAACCCUCAAGUAGCCGACUGUUUGGCCCUGAUUCUGGUUGCUAUGGUACCGAGCUUAGGGUCUCCUUUGGCUACGUCUGCGCGUCUGGAUAACUCAGAAGACCAUUCCGAUGAAGAGGACGGUAUAGACUUUGCUACGCCUACACAUAAUGCUACAGUGUGACAAGGUUUCACGGGUCUGCAAUUUUUACUCCAUCUAGGAACGUUUUAUAUUGAAUUCUAAUUACUGAGAAGAAACUAAACGAGAAAAUGUACAGUGCGCUCAGGGGAUGUCUUUUUAUAAUUGGUGUUCAGCCCGGUUAGAAAUGACGUUCGUAUGUUUAAAGCCCUGUGCAAACGGACGCAACAUGGUUGGCCAACAACUCCUAACAUUGUUGGAUGUUACAUGUUGCGUCCGUUUGUACACCCUGUUGCAUGUUAUAAUAUUGCGUGUUGUUAAGAGUUGUUGCGCAACGUUUGAAACGGGUCAAACUUUUAGCCCCGUGCAAACGAACGCAGCAUUUUUGGCUAACAACUCCCAACAUUUUCGGGAGUUGUUGCGUCCGUUUGCACGUAGGUUAACAGUACUGAGACCAGGACGAAUCAACAAUAUGUAAAAUGUGCUUUGUAACCGUAGACGAAGCGAAUAACUACCACGCAUCAGUGAAAACGUAAGCCGUGCAACCUCUAAAUUUUCUUGAAUGACAGGCAAAGACACGCAAAUAUGCGCUCUUUUGUUAGUUUUUUCUUUUUUAAGCUGAGCUCUCUUUUGCGUAUCCCGUUUUGUCGCUGUUUUCAUACUAGGCCUUGAGCAGACUAAACACUUGCCCGUUUUCUUUUGAAAACGUUUGUACCUUUUCGCAUCCACUCAUAGCUUUUCUCGUCGAUUUUGCCGUCCACCGGUAAAGCGACGUGACAGAGCCUCAAGUUAAAACGCCUGAGAUACAAUAAAAUGAUUAUACGACCUGCUGAAUUCGCCACUUUAGAAACGAGGGGGCAUUAAGCCGAGUUAAUUUUCACAAAAACUGCCGGCAGCGUUACUGGGGACGCGCUGGUCAGACAUCAGCCAUGACCUUUCCUGACCCAGAAGUCUUUGCGAAAGUUAACUCGGAACUAAGGAAACUGGGCAGAGGUAACUUUCGAAAAGACUUCUGGGACUGUAACAGGGGAAAGGAAGAAAGGCUGAUAUCUGGCGGAUACUAAACCUCACGGGAGCGUAUUCUUGCAAAUUACGCUUCUGAAAACUUCCGUUUAUCUUCCAUCCAUCUAUCUAAAGAAGUGUGGACAGCAGGCCUUUGCCAAGAGAGAAAACUG
Porites evermanni is the source of this 31878-nucleotide messenger RNA. The record is from the annotation of a GenBank genome assembly. Lineage: Eukaryota; Metazoa; Cnidaria; Anthozoa; Scleractinia; Poritidae.